ACCCAGAUCAGACUUUUUUUAUGGUCUGUGUUGUUCCACUGCCUGCAUUAUUUCUAUGCCUUUAUCAGUAAGGAUUGCAGACACUGGCUGCCAGUCAAACUGGUUUCACUCUGUUUUUAGGUACACUUAAUGGAUUGUUGGGAAGGAAAUGGUGACUUGUUUUUUUUUGUUGUUGUUGUGGUUAAUGUUGUGCAUGGUGUGAUUCCUGGUAUUCCUUGACUAGCUUUUCAUAUAGAGACAAAAGGAAAUUUUGUUUUUCUUUUUGACCCCAUUCGACAGUUACUGCCUCCCAUUUCACAUUCACCGCUGAAUAUUCUGUAGAUUUUCUUUGCCGAGAUAAUAACAUGUUCCCUUUUAUAAACACUGACACAUGUAGAGAACAAGGAAUUUUAACAAGGGCAAGUGAAAAAUGUUUCCCCCCCUACAUGAACUUUCCUGUGUAUAAUGCCAGAGCCCUUCCCCCUUGUUUUCCGGGGAGGAGUGAUGCAAGUUAAAGGAAAAGUGCCCAGAGUGAGACAUAUGAGUAUCUGAGCUGCUGCAGGCGCGUACACAGCCCAGAAAAGGAAGUGAAGAUGACUCUGAGUAAUUGCUGAUGCCCUGCAGUUUUGUUGCAUUUUCAGAUUAGCCAUCACCUGAGACUUUUUACAAACUACACACCAUUUGAUACUUUUCUGUGUGCACUGUUUGCAUUACUGUGAACAAUCCUAGAAGAGCAUAGGAAUGAUUCGAGUAGAGGAGUAACAACUUCCCUGAACAUUCUGGAGAGCAUUUCUGUUAUGUGCAACAAGAUAAGUUUCUUCUGUGGUUAACCUUGUCCCACUUUCAAAAUAAUAUUUGCUGAAAGCCAAAACAUUUUUUAAGACAGUCUCUUCAAGGACACAAUGAGAAAGCCCAUGCCGGGUCACUUGGGACAACAUUUUAGGUGAAUGAAGUGAUUCCUGAAAGCUUAUACCAUCUCAACAUCUCUGAGUAAUCUGAAUUUUCAUCUGAUGAGCAUCAUGACUGAGUCAAACCACACCCCAUCCUGCUACGCCAACACCAGUACUCCAUAUAGUUAUGCUCCUGGCAUUAACAAAGUUGACUACUCAGCUACCUUCAGCACUUUGGGCCUCAUCUCUAAUCUAAUUGCCUUUAUUGUCCUCAUCAAAUCCUUCAAGCAGACGAAAAGUCAUUCUCGUUCUUUCUUCCUCAUCUUCCUGGGUGGUCUUGUAGUCACUGACUUCAUGGGUCUGCUGGUCACCGGCUCCUUCGUGAUUUCGUUUUACGCAACACGUGUUGACUGGAGGAAGUUGGACCCUACCUGUCACUUUUGCAACUUCAUGGGUAUGUCCAUGGUCUUCUAUGGAUUGUCCCCUCUGCUGCUUGGUGCCACCAUGGCCACCCAGCGCUUUAUUGGCAUCAACCAUCCAUUUGCAAGUUCCUCCAAAAUGACCAAGAGAGGGACUAUUUCCCUGGUGCUGAUGGUGUGGUUUGUUGCUGGAAGCAUAUCGUUGCUGCCACUAGCAGGCUUUGGUAGUUACCACAUUCAGACUCCUGGAUCCUGGUGUUUCCUCAACAUGACCCCCAAGACAAGUGACUGGGGUUUCGCUCUGCUUUUCUCCCUGGUUGGACUGAUCAGCAUUGCAAUGUCAAUUUUGCUGAACACUGUGAGUGUGGUGACCCUGCUCAAGGUUUACUGUGGAGCAGAAAGGAGACAACGUAGCAGAGACCAUGAAGCGGAAAUGAUGCUGCAGCUCAUACUAAUCAUGACUAUUGCCACGGUUUGCUGGUGCCCUUUGCUGGUCUUUAUUGCCCAGACAGCUUUUGCCAGAACCGGUUUUGAGGUGAAAUAUCUGCUUCUCUGGAUACGCUUUGCAACCUGGAACCAAAUCUUAGAUCCAUGGGUAUACAUCCUGUUUCGCCGGACAGUUUUGAGGAGAAUGAACCCUCGUGCUGACUGGUCCCGUACCUCCAUCAUGUCUUUGUCUUCAUCGAUACGUGACGGUGUCCACCGAUUCACACAGUCUUCACUGGGAAGCACCCUGCGCUCGGAAGUCCCAGAGAAUCUUGAAAAAUCAAGUAUGAAGCCCCCCUCUCCAGUAACACCGUCCUCACCUUCUCCAUGUUUGAUUGAAUCUGAGUCGUAAUUACAGCAAAGUCACAUAAGUCUACCUGUAAAUGUGAUAUGUUCUGCUGUUGUUUUUUAUGACAAAUGUAAUGAAAUCGGCUUGCAUGGUUGCACAUGUGAAGCAACUGUCUCCUUAUGACUCUGUGUGUAUUUAACAUAUCAUUAUUAUUUCACUAUAUGAGCUUAAUGCAAAGACUUAUGUAAAGAGAUAUAAACUAUUAUCAAAAAUAUAUUUCAACUGGCACCAUAUGUAAAGCUAAGAAUGAGAUGUGUAAGCUGGCAUUUUUCAGUUUUUCCUUGUGGAUUUGGUAUAUUUUAUAAACAGCUAAAACAUUGCUUAUUAUGACAGAAAUAUGCUGUACUAUUGUGCAUAAAAGGAUUUUAUGCAGUUUGAGAAUUACAUGUUUAAAUAUCAAAACGUGAGAGAGGUCAUUAAGGAUGUUUUUCUGAUCUUUACAGAUCAACAAAAACAACUUCCUUGAUAUUUUUUCCUGUUUCUUAUCUAUCCAUCCAUCCAUCCAUCCAUCCAUCCAUCCAUCCAUCCAUCAGCAUCCGCUGAGCGGGGUCACAGAGAGGAUGAUGGUGGCUGUGUACUGUACAUGCAUUUUUGUAUGAAAAAAAACAAAAACAAUUACAGGACCCAAAGCAAUAAGUUGAAUAUGUUUGCAAAAAUGAGCCAACAUGAUCGACAGUAUUACCUUCUGCUUUAUGCUUUUAGUGAAAGUGAAAAAAGAAAUAUUUCAAUUUUUUUGUCUUUGUCAGUGAUAUGUAAUUUAACAAUGUGGUAGUAAUGUGCUUUUUAUUCAUAACAUGAAAUAUUAAAAAUCUUUAAAAAUGUGAA
Poeciliopsis prolifica (blackstripe livebearer) is the source of this 2948-nucleotide messenger RNA. RefSeq names its product thromboxane A2 receptor (gene tbxa2r). The transcript has 5 exons. Lineage: Eukaryota; Metazoa; Chordata; Actinopteri; Cyprinodontiformes; Poeciliidae. Gene Ontology annotation, cellular component: plasma membrane. Bases 990 to 2126 code for a protein of 378 amino acids. Gene Ontology annotation, molecular function: thromboxane A2 receptor activity. The record is from RefSeq and is a predicted model, not a curated record. Gene Ontology annotation, biological process: adenylate cyclase-activating G protein-coupled receptor signaling pathway; positive regulation of blood pressure; positive regulation of vasoconstriction.